AUGGCAUCUGGUUAUUUGAAGUUGGGGACAGUUUGUAUUUGUGUUGUCUCCGAACAAACUCACAAGGAGAAUGAAUCCCGCGGAGGCCGCAAACGAAGCCCUCCACAGCGUCGAAGAGGGUUCUGCUGCUAAGACGAAAUGCCCUGGCAAGUUCUACGAUGUCUAUGGACCCCAAGGCAAGGCAGAUGUUGUUUUCAAGUCACAAGAAGAUAAUUCAACUUUGAACAUAAGUGAUGUUCAAGGACUUAUAACAUGGGUGCUCGGUGAAGGAUUUAUGCCAUCAUGGGUUUUUAUCAAGAAUAAACCUCUUAUUCCCAAAGUGGUUAUGCUCUACGUCCCUGGCCUGGAUGCAGCUUUGUUCUUGUCGCAGUCUAAAAUGCUUCCCAGUUUAAAAAAUUUUUGUGGCAAACCAAGGCCAGUCUUGGCACUUAGUUGUGUAUCAGAUGGUAUGCAGACUAUAGAUGCACUACUAACAUGCAAGGUGAAAAGAAAGAGGGAUCAGAAUAGUUCAAUAAUGAGGAAAUCUGCCUGGACAUCUCGACAAGAAGGUUGUGGUGGUACAGACAAUCUAUCGUUUAUGGAGCUUACAAAAGACAUACCUUUUCCUGUUACAUACUAUACACUAACAGAGAAAGAGCUGGAAGAGAAUGGAUAUUUUGUUAAUAAGCCAGAUUUUCUUUGUACAUUGCCUGCUCCUUCAAGAUCUCCUUUUUAUGAGAUGUUAGCACUUGAUUGUGAGAUGUGCAUAACAAGUGAAGGUUUUGAGCUGACAAGAAUUACUCUAGUGGAUGUCAAAGGACAGGUUUUGAUAGAUAAAUUGGUUAAACCAACAAAUGCUAUCAUUGAUUACAACACAAGAUAUAGUGGAAUAACAUCAGAGAUGCUAGACGGGGUGACAACAAAUCUAAGAGACAUUCAGGAAGAGUUUCUAAAAUUGGUUUAUAAAGAGACUAUCCUUGUGGGGCAUUCUUUGGAAAAUGAUUUAUUAGCACUGAAAAUAUCGCAUGACUUGGUCAUUGACACAGCAGUAUUAUACAAACAUCCCCGAGGAUCAUCUCAUAAAACUGCUCUACGGUUUCUUGCUAAGAGAUUUCUUUCAAGGGAGAUACAACAAUCAGGGAAUGGACAUGACAGCAUUGAAGAUGCUAGAGCUACCAUGGAGUUGGCACUACUGAAGAUCAGAAAUGGGCCUGACUUUGGUUCCCCUCCAUCCUUUAUGCGGAAAAAGCUCCUUUCCGUUUUGAGUGAGUUUGGCAGAACUUCCUCCUUGAUUGAUGAUAUAUCCAUAGUAAAACGGUAUGUCUCUGAGUCCUCUCAUGCAAUUCCUGUGACCUCUGAUGAUGAAGCACUUGCAAGGACCAACAAGGAGGUGAAGAAUGAAAAGGUACAUUUUAUCUGGACUCAGUUUUCAGAGUUACAUUCAUACUUGAAGAAACAGGCUGAAGAUUCAGAGAACUUGAAUAGAAGACUUGCAGAGAUGAUGGCAUUACAUACAUGUCAGAAUAAUUUUGCAAAAGGGAAAGGCUUCAAGGUCAAAGCAUCUGCUGAAUUGAAGGAAAUUCUGGCUCGCAUGGAUGCUAGAAUUCAAAAUCUGUAUUUGUCAUUACCCACGAAUUCUAUGAUGAUAAUUUGCACUGGUCAUGGAGACACAGCAGUUGUCCGCAGGCUGAGAAGAAUGCUUACGGAGCAGAAUGAUAGUACUUUAUGUCGCGAGGAGAUUGUGGAAAUAUUGGAAGAGGUUCAGGCUCGUGCUGAAGUAGCUUUGUGUUUUGUAGGCGUAAAGCAUUGAAUAUAAUCAAUACAAAAAUGAACUGAAAUGAUUUUUGUCAACCUGUGGUGAUUACCCACAAUUUGAUGGGAAACAUUGUAAAUGUAAAUAUUGGCAAGUCUCACGGCAAUAGAUCUACUUCAUGUAUGCAAUAUUAUCAUGAAAAAAUAUGCAGAAGAACCCUAAUAUUUUAAAUGGUUCUGCUUGUC
This is a messenger RNA of Abrus precatorius (Indian licorice), 1977 nucleotides long. RefSeq names its product small RNA degrading nuclease 5. Gene Ontology annotation, cellular component: nucleus. Gene Ontology annotation, molecular function: exonuclease activity; nucleic acid binding. The record is from RefSeq and is a predicted model, not a curated record. The transcript is spliced from 14 exons. Lineage: Eukaryota; Viridiplantae; Streptophyta; Magnoliopsida; Fabales; Fabaceae. The coding region runs from base 71 to 1789 and encodes 572 amino acids.